AUGACCAAGUCCAAGAACGGCUGCCUCAAGAUCCUCUGCGGCGGCGCCGGAUCCGACGCCACCGCCGGCUCCGACCCCGAGACCGACGUCCACGCCGACGAGAGCAAGGCCAUAUCAGAUAAAAGCAGAUGGAGCUUUCGGAGGAGGUCUACAAGGCACCGAGUUCUCAAGAACUCUGAUAUAUCCGAGCCUGAAACUCUAAGUUCGAGCAAAGCAAAAGCUGAUGUUGCUCCAAGCAACAAUGUCUACUCUUCAACAUACUCUUAUGCCUCAGAGAAGCCCCUGCAUCUAGAGAAGCCAGACGAGAAGAUUGUGCUUCAAGAGAAGCCAGAUGAGAAGUCCCUACUCGAAGAGAAGCCCGAUGAAAAGCAGACAGAGAAGACAACUGAAAAGCCAGUGGACCAGAUAAUUGAAAGGUCAAUUGAACAGCCAGAUGAAAAGAUAACCGAGACGCCGAGUGAAGAGCCAGCUGAAAGGAUAUCUGAAAAACCAGUUGAAGAGCCAGCUGAAAAGGAUGUCGAGGAACUUGAUGAAAAGCCAGACGAAAGCUUCUCUGUUUCGCCAACUGAGGUGAAGCAGGAUGAAACUGCCUCACUUGUUGAUAGAAGCGUUCCAGACCCAGAGGAAGAUCAUGUGGAGUCUGCUGCUAUUGUCAUUCAGUCUGGCAUCAGAACAUACAACGCAAGGCAAGAGCUAUCGAAUCAUAAGGAUCUUGUGAAACUGCAAGCUGUGAUACGCGGGCAUCUAGUUAGGCGGCAGGCUGCAGAAUCUUUACAAUGCUUGCUUGCCAUUGUUAAAACUCAAGGGCUUGUCCGGACUCAUCAAGCACAACAAUCUUCAGGAAGGUUUCAGGAUACUUUGGUCCGUUCUUCAAGUGAGAAAUUGCUUCACAAUGGAUUUGCUCUCAAGCUCAUGGACAACAUGUCAACUUCCAAAUCCAUGAACAUAAGAUGUGAUGCUUCUGAAACUGAUGCUACCUGGAAAUGGAUGGAGAGGUGGACAACUCUGAUUCUGCCAACCACUGAAGGCCACUUGCUUGAGAAUGCAGAAAAUAGUGGGUUGGUAGUUGAAAAGAUGGAAGAGGAUGCUCACCGUGAAGAAAAGGUUGUUCCUUUGGACUCAGACAUUUCUUUCCCCAAGUUAGUGCCUGAUGAUGUGGAGGAGACACUAAGGCCUUCUGAAUCUAGUGCCUUUGUGGAAGAGACACCAAGGUCAUUUGAUUUGAGUGGAUUGGAGGCUCCUGAAUGUGUCCCAGAGGAAACCUCUAUGUUGGAAACCAAAGGUGAUCCUGCACCAGAGUUGAUCGAAAAGGUCGAUGACGAUGCUGAACAGUUGACCGAUUCAAAGACAGAGAAUGUUGUGGAGCAGUCUUUGGACUUCUCUGGCCGGCAAUCUACCCAAACUGGUCCAUCAAGGGAACCCAGUCCUGUUCCUGAAAAAUCUGAACACCCCAGUGAGGAUACUAUGGAUGCAUAUAAUCUUGAGCAGUCACCGGAGAUGGAAGCUAGAAGCGCAGCAAGAAAGGCCUGCAAUCCAGCAUUUGCUGCUGCACAGAUGAAAUUCGAAGAGCUGACUUCGGCAGUCAGUAGGUCCAACAGUUCAUCUUUUCUGGAUGCGCCAAGCAAAUCGAAGGUGCAUACUCCCCGUUCACUGGGCGGUACCUCACCCAAGCAAAAUAUUGAAACAGUCGCACCAGGAAGCACAGUUGGCCAUGAUGCUAAAAUCAUACCUGCUGCUUCAGAAUGUGGGACUGAGAUUUCAAUUUCAUCUACACUUGACUCACCAGAUAGAUCAGAAGCUGAUGGCGGUGAGAUUGUAAUGGAGAUGGGAGCUCUUGGAGGUCGGGACUAUGCCAGCGAGAAUGCCGAGAAAGAUACCCAUGUUUUACAUUCUGAAGUGAAGGACACCUCCGAAGAAGUCGUCCAGCCAGAGAAAGAGGAAGAACUGAAUGGUGAUGUUGCUAACCCUCCCAUUGCCACAGAUCCUGUCCUUGAGCAAGCACAUGUUGAAUCAGGAAAGCCAGAUUUGCAUGACCAAAUAGAGGAGUCUAUAGGAUCAUAUGCCAAGUCACCUGAGGGAACUCCCAUGAGCCGAACCACUUUUGUGGAAUCUCAAUGCACACCAUCAAGUGAGGUCUCUGUUAAUACCAACAAGAGCAAGAGCAAGAGCAAAAAAUCAAAGUCUCAUGCAAGCAGAAGGUCGCUGACUAGUCCAAGCAGCAAUUCAGUCGGACGAAGCAGCACAGAUAAUCUGUCAAAGGAUUAUAAGCAUGCGAAGAGAGAGAGCUCAGGCAAGGUUGCCAAGUCUGACAACGCUGAUCAAGAACCUCGCAUGAGCAACAGCACUCCAUUGCCAAGUUACAUGCAGUUCACAGAAUCUGCAAGAGCAAAGGCGGCCGCUCUAUCCCCAAAGUUAAGCCCAGAUGUGCAAGACAACAACCCGAGGAAGAGGCAUUCUUUGCCCAUAACAAACGGCAAAAAUGAAACAUCUCCUCGCAUGCAACGGUCAUCUUCCCAAGCCCAGCAAAAUGUGAAGAGCAGCGUUGCUGUUCCUCACACUCCAUCUGGUUUUGAUCAUUGUGAAGACAUUUAUUAA
Molecule: messenger RNA, 2595 nt
Organism: Triticum turgidum subsp. durum (durum wheat)
Lineage: Eukaryota; Viridiplantae; Streptophyta; Magnoliopsida; Poales; Poaceae
Source: the annotation of a GenBank genome assembly